GCCUUCGUGUCGGUGGCGGAGCGGCACCGGGCAGCGCCGGGAGGGAGCAGCGGGGCCGCGGCCGCCGGACCGCCCCGCGGCCAUGGAGACGCUGUUCCGCCUGCCCUUCGCCGUGCUCGAGUGCCCCAACAUCAAGCUGAAGCGGCCGAGCUGGGUGCACAUGCCCUCGGCUAUGACCGUGUACGCGCUGGUGGUCGUGUCCUACUUCCUCAUCACCGGAGGAAUUAUCUAUGACGUGAUCGUGGAACCUCCGAGCGUGGGGUCGAUGACAGACGAGCACGGGCAUCAGAGGCCGGUGGCUUUCUUGGCAUACAGAGUAAAUGGACAGUACAUUAUGGAAGGCCUCGCAUCAAGCUUUCUCUUCACAAUGGGUGGCCUAGGAUUCAUAAUUCUGGAUCGAUCCAAUGCACCAAAUAUUCCCAAGUUGAAUAGGUUUCUUUUGCUCUUUAUUGGAUUUGUUAGUGUGCUUUUGAGCUUUUUCAUGGCCAGAGUUUUCAUGAGGAUGAAAUUACCGGGCUACUUGAUGGGAUAGUACCUCUUGUGCUGUGUGAAAGUUCGAGCUGAAUUUCCUCCUCUUCACAAAGUGUUUUAAGAAGAAACAAGAUCCAUAGUCACCAUCAACAGCAAAGAGACCUGGCCAUGAGAAACAACUAGGGAAAGUGCUUUCUCUGCAAACAAACUGUCACUACCAGUGGCUGAGCUGUAGUUUUCAAGCAAUGUUUUAUCAUUUCUGAUGUAGAGCUUUUGAAAAAGAGAAAGCUGUGUAGCUGAGUAUUUCUUUUAUAUUUCAUCUCAGUGUGAAGUAGGGACCCUACCGUUAGCUCUACCUGAAAGGAGUAUUUGCCAUUGACGGUUCUUCAUUGCAGGUCUGUCUCCUCUUCCCAGUUUGGGACGAUUAUGUAUGUGAAUCAGAGAAGAAACACUCAAAACAUUGAUUUUCAGGUUGUAAUCAGAAAAUUAGUAACUUUGGAUGCUUUACAGCCAGAAUACAAUGAGUCUGAAAUUAUUGUGAAGGCAUCUUUGACCUUGAUAUUAAUGCUCUAUGUGAGCAAAUCCAGACAUGCACUGGGAAGGGCAAACUGUAUGAAUGUGCAUUUUUUUAAAGAAAAAGUGUACAAAAGGAGCCAAAUAAAACUUAUUUUCUAAAAAAUCAUUUUA
Molecule: messenger RNA, 1158 nt
Organism: Lonchura striata (white-rumped munia)
Lineage: Eukaryota; Metazoa; Chordata; Aves; Passeriformes; Estrildidae
Gene: OSTC
Product: oligosaccharyltransferase complex non-catalytic subunit
Cellular component (GO): oligosaccharyltransferase complex
Source: RefSeq, a predicted model, not a curated record